Molecule: messenger RNA, 253 nt
Organism: Racocetra persica
Lineage: Eukaryota; Fungi; Glomeromycota; Glomeromycetes; Diversisporales; Gigasporaceae
Source: the annotation of a GenBank genome assembly
CGUUGAUCAAGAAUUUCCACUUGCUCUGGGAUGGGCCCUAAAAGAGAAUAUGAAAUUUGAUAACAAAGGUGCUGGAAAACGUAUGACAAAAAAAGUAAUACAAUAUUUGCAAGGAUAUUUUUUAGCAGGCAACUUGAGAGCUGAAGAUCGUUACUCACCUGAAGCUAUGCAUGCAGAUUUAGAAGAUCUGGCAGCAAUUGGAGAACUUACUUUUGAAGAAAUACUGACAGUAAAAACCAUAAAAGUUGGAUAG